AAACUAAGCCUGCGUCUAAAGCGCCACCUCUCAGGCUGCACACUCCGGGCUGCAUUCACUCCCCGGGUCUGCAGGCACCUCUUAUUCAAAGCGCAUUUGACUCGUCUCCGCGCAGCCCCGGACGUCGCUCUGCAGGAAUCAGCUAAUAUAACCUACGGAAAUCCAGCAGCCACCGUGCAUCUAAAAUACAGCUCUAGUCUAUAUUCCCUGGAACCAGCCAGCGGCAAACACUUUGUAGCCAGACAGCGACUGACCGGCUUGCUUUUCGCGAACAUGGGGCACCGAGAGAGAAACCCACUGGAGAAAGAGAGGAGAUAGAUCAAUUGAUAGAUAGAGAGGUUAUAAAGGGAAGGGGGAGGGAACAAAAACGCGUCGAUUGACCGCGGAACCCGGAGCAGCACCACAACAAGAUCUGACCUCGACCUCCUCGGACGGUGGGAAACUGAUUGUUGAAAUGGAGAUGUCGAGAUUUCCCAUUAUCCCGUCUCCUCCACCAACACACAUGCUGCUGAGGCUGAUGAUGAUGUUUGCGUAGGAGUGUUAUUUUGCGUGCAGCGCUGGUAAAGCAGUCUCUACUGUUCAAACAACUCCAGACAAGCGGUGGAUGGAACUGGGUUUGAGUGUGUGCCUGACACAUCUUUCCAGAGAUAUUAUUAGUAUUCUUCUUCUUAUAAUUAUUAUUAUUGGAGCUUUUUUUCGUCUUUGGAGUAUUUUCAGGUGUCUUUCUGCAAGUCUGGAAUUGGACAGAAAAUGUUUUGUCAUGCUAAUGACAAGAACGUGUCUGUAAAAGUAGUCAGCAAAGAAUAGAAUAAUAUUUAGAAAAGUAAGCCUAUGCUAUUUUGUCUUUUUUUUUAAUAAAAGAGGAUCAGUCCCAGUGGGGUUUAUUUGGACUGAAGUCAAGCUCAAUCUCUACUUAGAUAACUGGCACUUCAGUGUUUUGCUGAUUACUUAGCCAAGAUUGGGCGUUUAUUUCUUUUCUUUUUUUUGCUAUUGGUCUCAUUAUUCAUUGCCUGAGGUCAACACAAACUACAACCAGCAGAGGUCGAUACCUGAGCUUCAAGGAGCCACCACUACCCUAGAUGUGACCCGGUGAAUUCCUCUUAUCUCUGAAGGGUGUUGAUGGAGAGCCAUUCGAAUGACAGCCGGGACAGUGGUCAUCACUGGUGGAAUUCUAGCUACAGUUAUCUUACUCCUUAUCAUCGCAGUACUGUGCUACUGUAGACUGCAGUAUUAUUGCUGCAAGAAGGAAGAGUCCGAGUCGGAGGAGGAGGAGCCAGAUUUUGCGGUUACGUCCCGCCUUCCACCUGUCCACUCCAAUCACAACAUUGUGGCGGCGACGGCUGCCGCCUCCUCCAUCCCAAAUGGCCCCGCCCUUUUCUCCACCCCUCCACUGGCCAGGAAACUAACACGCUCACAGACCUUCUGUCCAUCCUGUACACACUAUGAGCUGCCUUUCUACCUCCAGCCCCCCCCUCAGCCGCAAAUCCAUCAUCAGCCAGAUGGGUUGAGAAACGGAGGUGACCGGAUCAUCUACCGAAGUGUCCAACAGCAGGAUCUGGACCUGCCAGUGCCUGUUAACAUUACAAACUACCGUAAACCAAACCUUGCCCGAUCGGUCACCAUGAGGGACAUGUUCACACGCAGCUGUAGCAUCAGCACUGAUGUUUGAAUUGGGGUGGCCUAGGCCGGACUGGGCUUGAGUCCGACUGUGUUUUUGUCAUCUUGACCAGUUUAGUCAAGUCUAGUGUGGUAUGAUCUAGUCAGGUCUUGUUCUACUAGUCACCUCUUGCAGAAUGGAGGACUCGGAUGGCUCUCAGGACAGGAGUUUUAAAGGUACUAUGCUCAGGUCCAGGACUUUACACUUGGGCCCAUAUAGAGUUUAAAGUAUUUAAAAAAAUAAAGAAAAAAAAAAACGUUAAAUUAUCAAUAACAUGAACUUCUUAUUGUUAUGUUUUGAAAAGCUCUUUUUUAACAACACCAAUGGAAUUUGUUUCACAAUUUGAUAGAAUUUGUUUAGCCCUACUUCUUCUGGACUCUUCUACCCAUGGCCUGAAAAAUACACAGAUUCCCGCCAUGUCAAAAUGACAUAACCGGCAGGGAUUUUCUCUCUGCCAUAGCUGCUACUGUACAAACAAAAUAUGAUUAGGAAAAGUCCAGUGAUUCCCUCUGAUGGGAUGAUCUGUCUGUUUCUCCAUCCACAGAUUAUAGAGAUUAUAAAAUAUCACUCACCAACAGUGGAGGAAGGGGGAUGUCAUGUUUUAGCUGCCACCCACUAGCGGUUUAGAUAGACUUAACUUUGGCCAUAAUAUUUGGCAUAAUAGACAUAAAGGGCUCACAGAAAAUGAAAUUCCUUGCUUGUUUUCCACAUCCUUUCAUAGAGGUCUCCGGUUUGAUGGGAGGCUGGUUUCUCUGAGCAUCUGCUGACAUCACAAAGUGUAUGUACUACACUUCAGCAGAGACAGACCUCUGAGUUCUUGCAAGCAGGGCAGACUAGGUGCCAAAGGGGGAUGGGUUCUUGCAUUUGUCUGCAUUUGUGUGACUGUGCUUGCAUGCAUGUGUGCGUGUGUGUAUAACUCAAUCAGUUGUUAUAACAGGAUUCUUUUUCCAUACAAUUAAACAAUCUGUCACCCCUAUGUGUACCAAACCUAGUGGUGGGUUGCAAUAACAUUUUAAACUUGUAAAGGGUGAAGGGAUUGUAUUAGUUUGACACUUUACCUUUAAAUUCAUGCUAAUGCCAGAUGAUGUGACUACAUUUAAUUUGUAAAUGUUUCUUUUACUGAUUAAUGCUAUAACACACUCAAGUUGUAGGUGGCAGUCAGAGGAGUAAAAUGUUUUUACAGCAACACUGAACUUUAGUGUGAUGUUUAGUUAAGUUAAUCACUGAAGAUGAAUUUUGUGGACUCCUCAGUGUAUAUUCCUUUUGUCAUCUCUGAUUUGUUGGUGUGUGGCAUCAUGGGCUAAAGACGAAUGUACCUUUAAAGGCACAUGUAUAAAUAUUUAACAGGCCAUAGCGUAAACUCCAGUGUCUCUCUUCUCUCGACUGAAUGGACUGAGGAAUAUUUGCUCUUCCUCUGAGGUACUCAGAGAGUUCCUUCCUGGGAUUGUUUUUUUUUUCUGCGCCGGGCUCACCGGCCUGGUUGGAGGGCUGAUUUUCUGAGUGGAGGAACAGUGGCUGAGUUUUAUGGACACAGGACACACAUUAAAUGAAUGAAAUGAUUGACUGCUUGAUUUCAAGAAGAAUUGCUUGUGGUUGUCUGAGGGGCUUGAAGCUGAUUGGAUUGUCCUUCUUGGACCUCCUCCCCCUCUCAAAAUGGAUGGUAAAUGCUGUAUCCCCCUCCCCCUUCUGUCUCUUUGUUGAUUUUAUCAGCAGUCAUGCUCAUUUAUAUUUCCAAAGGGUUAAACAGUGAGUUUUUCCUCUUGUGACGUGCUUUCCUGCAAAUACACUACUACGACACAAACAGACACAGACACACACACACACACACACACAGACAGACACAGACACACACACACACACACACAGACAGACACAGACACACACACAGUUCCCAGUGCUAUGCUUUCCUUACCUUUUAAACAGAUGUGACAGUUGCACAGGAAACAUUGUGCCAUAUAGAAUUAUGAGAGCAAUUUAUUAUUAUUAUUAUUACAAGUGUAUAUUCAAAUGCAGUGUUGCUUUUCCCUACAGUAUUUGAAUUACUUGCUUUAUUUUAUGAUCCAGCUGGGUUUUUUAGACACAGCAGAAAUGUUUCUGUCCUUGUUUCUAAUAUAUAACUAACAGAACCAUUGUUGCUAAUAAAAUGGUGUGAAAAUCCUUC
This is a messenger RNA of Etheostoma cragini (Arkansas darter), 3818 nucleotides long. RefSeq names its product family with sequence similarity 163 member B, genome duplicate a (gene fam163ba). The record is from RefSeq and is a predicted model, not a curated record. The transcript has 3 exons. The coding region runs from base 1136 to 1669 and encodes 177 amino acids. Lineage: Eukaryota; Metazoa; Chordata; Actinopteri; Perciformes; Percidae.